Molecule: messenger RNA, 1958 nt
Organism: Gymnogyps californianus (California condor)
Lineage: Eukaryota; Metazoa; Chordata; Aves; Accipitriformes; Cathartidae
Gene: TCAIM
Product: T cell activation inhibitor, mitochondrial
Exons: 11
Coding region: 109-1578 (489 amino acids)
Cellular component (GO): mitochondrion
Source: RefSeq, a predicted model, not a curated record
GGGGGGGGGGGGCUGCCCCAGGCGAUGGGGGCCGAGCCCUGGCGGGCGCUGUCCGGCCGUGGCGUGAGUUGGAUGGCUGAAAGUUGGCUUGACCAUUGAGCUGCUGAAAUGUUUUGCUGCUUGAGAGCCGUGAGAAGGCUAUGUCUGGAGAAGAUAUUGCUACAAAGCAUUCUUCAGUCAAGAACUUUGUCAGGAGCUGAUGCCAUCAAUGCUCUCAGACCUUUCUAUUUUGCUGUGCAUCCAGAUUUCUUUGGCCAGCAUCCCAAAGAGAGGGAAGUAAAUGAAAACUCUCUGAAGAGGUUAAAUGGCUACUUGGAGAAUCUGCAGAAACCAGGAUUUCGCUCCUUUAAGCCAACUCAGCUUACUUUUUAUGUAAGAGAAAGAGAACCAAACUCUUCUAAUGUUCAAGAAUCCUUCAGCGCUUCAGGGUUUCGAGCAGUCAGUUUUACAUUACAUACUAGGGAUCUCCUGAGCACGGUAUUAGAUAUUCUCAACUCCUGCAGUUUAUCUACGGAGCAUGUUCAAAGUUUGAAUGUGAACUCUCAGCCCCACAAGGAAGCAAAAAGCACGGUGAACAGACCUAUCAAAUGGGAUAAGACUUAUUAUUCAUUUACUGGAUUCAAGGAUCCUGAGGAGGAACUAGAACAAGCCCAGAGAGUGGAAACAACUUUAAUAUCCUGGCUAGAUGAUAAUGAAGCAAGUGCAGUAAAAAAGCUGAAAAAGAGUUUGCCACUUAGAAAAGAACUAGAACGUUUAAAAUUUGAACUCUCUUGUCAACUCCAGCUCUCAGAUAUCAGGUGGCAGAGAAGCUGGGGUAUUGCUCACCGCUGUAGCCAACUACACAGUCUAGGUCGCUUAGUCCAACAAAGACCUGAAGUAUUAAAGAAUGUGAAAGGACACACAGUGGUAUUUACAGACCGUUCAGGUAUGAGUGCAGCUGGCCACAUAAUGCUGGGGACCAUGGAUGUUCACCAUCACUGGACCAAAAUUUUUGAGAGAUUGCCAAAUUAUUAUAAACUUCAAAAAAGGCUGCUGUUCUUGGAAGAUCGGAUAAGCCAACUUCUGGGAGGCAUACAAGUAAUAUAUAUUGAAGAACUGCAACCCCUGUUGACUCUAGAAGAGUACUACGAGACUCUGGACUCUUUUUAUAAUAAAUUACGUGACAGUAGACUACCUUUUCAUCCUCGCAGUCUGCGAGGCUUGCAAAUGAUUCUGGAAAGUGACAGAUAUGCACCAAGCUUGCAUGAAUUUGGACACUUUACGAUCCCAACAGUCUGUGAUCCAGCAACCCUUCAAUGGUUUAUUUUUGCCAAAGCACAGGAAGCAAGAGAGAAUCUGAAAAGAAAGGAGGCGAUGAUGAUUACAGAAAAAGAGCUAAUCGAUACUUCCACUGAAAAAUUUUCUUUGGAUCGGCUGUAUAAAGAACCCAGUGUUUCCAGUGCACAGAUGAUAGAUUGUUGUAAACGACUGCUAGAAGAAUCGUUGCCAUACCUACAAGGCAUGCACCUUUGCAUUUCGCAUUUCUACUCUGUGCUGCAAGAUGGAGACCUGUGUAUACCUUGGAACUGGAAAAACUGAGGACAUAUCUGAUAAUCAGAUGAAUUGUUUAUUUUCUGUAAGAGGCUAUAAAUAUGAAUGUUUUUAAGAGUAAAUUAUUUAAAUCUGUAUUUUGAUAUCGGUAUUCAACCCACAUUUUCUUUUAACUGCUGCUCAAAAAGGAUUGGAGUCCUAGACAAUUUGCACAAUGCGCAGUAUUGCCAGUUCUGGGAAAGACAUCUGUACAUUCUCCAGACUACUGUAGGAGUCCCAGUGUAUGGUAUCAGUCGUGAAACCGCAUUUUUGUAGUGAAUUAUGAAAAUACAUUAAAUUGCUAGUCUGCAAAAAUGUGCAUCUGUGUUUUUAAUAUUCAUGGCUAUUGCCAGAUAGGUCGUCUUAAACAGAGUGUACAACUCAAACCA